Paramecium sonneborni is the source of this 1110-nucleotide messenger RNA. NCBI's taxonomy places the organism in Eukaryota, Ciliophora, Oligohymenophorea, Peniculida, Parameciidae. The record is from the annotation of a GenBank genome assembly.
AUGAUACUAGAAGAACAAAAGCCCUUCACACCUGAAGAACUCUAUGAAUAUCGUAAAGUCUUAGUAGAUUGGAAAUGGCGAGGCCCUGAUGCAAUUUAUUAUGUUCUUGGUUAAUUAUGUGUAAAUCUAAAAACUUUUACAAUUCUAGAAAGGAACAUUAGAAAGAGAAGCAAUAGUGCAAAGCAAAAUUUAUAAAAGUGUUUAUAUGCUUAGAGAUUCUAUAAAAAAAGCUCCAAUUUCAGAUAUGGCCUUAUAUAAUAAGGAUUAAAUUGCCAACAUUUUGGUCUAAAUAAUUCACUUAGUUUUAGUUAAAACUUAAGUCCAUUCAUAACCAAAUCAAAGAGAUUGUUACUAAACCUUCUAAAAAAGAAACUAAAAAAACCAUCUUUUCUGUUGCUAAAUAUGUAUAUACUUUAAGAAUUUUAAUUAUUAGACUGAUAAUAUUCCAUUAAGUUAAUCCAACAUUUAACUUGGAGAUUAUCUAUCUUAAGAAUAAAGAGAAAAAAUCAAAGCUAAAUUAUCAGAAUAUUUACACAAGUAAUCCUAAUAAAAAUAAUAAUAAGAACUUUUUUAGGAGGGAAAUUUGUAAUCAUAUUUUAAUAUCCUUUAGAUUAGAAAAAUGUUCUAAAUUAGCUGAUGCUCUUGAAAACAAUUUAUAUAAUAAACAUUAUUAAACUGUGGCACCAGGAAAAAAUUAUAGUUCUGAUUUAAAAACUUUGUAUUAAGUACCAUUAACAUCUAAUUCAAGUAUUUGGGUAAAGAUAAAUCAGGAACAGUGUUACACAAAUUACUUGAAGGUUUUUUUACUGUGAAUUAGGCUUCUUAAUUAUAACUUAAGGAUUGGCUUGAUGAAGAAGUUAUUAGAGAAUUAGAAAAUAGAAAAAUAGUAAUUUAAUAUCAUUAUUUAUUUAGUCUGAUAUGAAAGAUAAUGAUGCUGAUUAUUAUAGAUAAAUUCGUAUAAAUGAAAUGACUCAAUCUAAAGGAUAAGAAUGUCCAAGAUGUCAUAAUAAUUAUUUAUAUGUUAUUGAAACUAGAUAAAUUAGAAGAGCAGAUGAACCAGCAACUAUCUUCUAUGAAUGUUUUGCUUGUUAACAUAGAUACAAAGUAUGA